This is a messenger RNA of Octopus sinensis (East Asian common octopus), 3775 nucleotides long. Its product is annotated as 5-oxoprolinase. Gene Ontology annotation, molecular function: 5-oxoprolinase (ATP-hydrolyzing) activity. Gene Ontology annotation, cellular component: cytosol. Gene Ontology annotation, biological process: glutathione metabolic process. The record is from RefSeq and is a predicted model, not a curated record. NCBI's taxonomy places the organism in Eukaryota, Metazoa, Mollusca, Cephalopoda, Octopoda, Octopodidae.
AUGUUAUUUGUUCCUUUUUUCUUACAGGAAACUGGUCAUUGUAUACCUGCUGGUAAACCUUUGGACACUAGCUAUAUUGACUGGAUACGCAUGGGUACCACUGUAGCAACUAAUGCCCUACUAGAACGCAAAGGAGAAAGGAUUGCCUUGGUUAUAACAAAGGGCUUUAAAGAUUUGUUAUAUAUUGGUAAUCAGUCCAGACCAAACAUCUUUGAUUUAGAGAUAACUACACCUGAAGUUUUAUAUGAAGAGGUCAUUGAGGUUGAGGAACGAAUGCUGUUGAAACAAGAUAAAUGCAAAUUGGAGCUGGAUUGUAAAGUUGUCACAGGUAUUACAGGGGAAAAGUUACAUGAAUGGUCAGAAAUAAACACCAAGAAACUAAAGCAGGACCUGGAAACUGUCUAUGGUCAAGGAAUUAAAAGCCUUGCUGUCAUUCUUAUGCAUUCUUACAUCUAUCCAAAUCAUGAAAAACAAGUAGAAAAAAUUGCCCAAGAAAUUGGUUUUGAACACAUUUCUUUGUCAUCUGAUGUAAUACCAAUGGUCAAAAUUGUUCCCCGAGGUUAUACAGCCUGUGCUGAUGCUUAUCUAACUCCAUGUGUGAAGAAAUACAUUGCCAGCUUUGCGGAAGGUUUCAAAGACCAGUUGAAGGGUAUUCAGACAUUGUUUAUGCAAUCCGAUGGCGGUCUCACACCCAUGAACAAGUUUAAUGGUGCUCGAGCUAUUCUAUCUGGUCCUGCUGGAGGAGUUGUUGGUUAUGCUAUGACGGCCUACAAGAAAGUAUCGGAUCUUCCAGUUAUUGGCUUUGACAUGGGAGGUACAUCUACAGAUGUCAGCCGUUAUGCUGGACAAUAUGAACAUGUCUUUGAGUCUACCACAGCUGGAAUCACUAUUCAAGCACCACAGUUGGAUGUCAAUACAGUUGCAGCUGGAGGUGGAUCCAUCCUAUAUUUUAGAUUCGGAUUAUUUGUUGUUGGUCCAGAAUCUGCUGGAGCACACCCUGGACCAUUGUGCUACAGAAAAAACGGUCCCUUGACUGUUACUGAUGCUAAUUUGUGUCUCGGUCGAAUCCUACCUGAGUAUUUCCCUCACAUCUUUGGAGAGUCAAAAGACCAACCACUUGAUAAAGAAGCUACCAUAAAUGCUUUUCAUAAAUUAACAACUGAGGUAAAUAAUUUUACUUUAGAUCAGCAACCUGGCAGUAAUACAAUGAGUAUGGAGGAGGUUGCUAUGGGUUUCAUUCGGGUUGCUAAUGAAGCUAUGUGUCGUCCCAUUAGAGCUCUCACCCAGGCUAAAGGCUAUGAUACUUCUCAGCAUAUACUAGCUUGUUUUGGUGGUGCAGGAGCUCAACAUGCCUGUUCCAUUGCUCAGUCACUGGGUAUUUCAGAAAUCUUCAUACACAAGUUUUCAGCAAUACUUUCAGCAUAUGGAAUGGCACUAGCUGAUGUAGUCCAUGAAGAGCAAGUUCCUUGUGCCAGUAUUUAUGAACCAGCUACAAUUUCUUCCAUUGAUCAACAAAUAAUGACUUUGAUACAGAAAUGUAAAGAUGCCCUAAAGAAACAAGGAUUUACUGAAGAUCAAAUUUCUACCCAACCAUUUCUACACAUGCGUUAUGAGGGCACAGACUGUGCAUUAAUGUGUUCCAUGGAAGACUUCCCUCAGCACAAAAGCAGCAGUCAAUAUGGAGAUUUUAAACAAUCAUUUCUAAGCCGUUACAAAAGAGAGUUUGGCUUUGUACUUGAUAACCGUCCCAUCAUUAUUGAUGACAUCAGAGUUAGAGGAACAGGAUGUAGUAUGACCGAGUACUGUCCACAACUCAGCAAUGGGAGUGACAAACCAAAGCCUAUGAAAUGCGUUCCAUGUUAUUUUGAAGGUGGCUAUCGUCAAACCAAUGUCUACCUACUAGAUACACUCAAGUCUGGACAUCAGCUUGAAGGACCUGUUAUAAUUAUUGAUAAAAAUAGCACCAUUAUCGUUGAACCAGACUGUUCUGCUAGAAUCACACCACAUGGAGAUGUGAAAAUCCUGAUUGGUUCUUGUAAGAGUAAAGCAGUUAGUACCCAGUUAGAUGCCAUCCAAUUGUCAAUAUUCUCUCAUCGAUUCAUGAGCAUUGCUGAACAAAUGGGAAGAGUUUUACAACGAACAGCAAUUUCCACUAAUAUCAAGGAGCGCUUGGAUUUCUCCUGUGCUUUGUUUGGUCCUGAUGGCGGGUUGGUUUCUAAUGCCCCACACAUUCCAGUUCAUUUAGGAGCCAUGCAGGAAACAGUCCAGUAUCAGAUGAAGGCUUUCAAAGAUAAUCUUCAUCCAGGAGAUGUGCUCCUUAGCAACCACCCUCAGGCAGGUGGCAGUCAUUUGCCAGAUCUAACAGUUAUCACUCCGGUGUUCUACCCUGAUGAAAGCCAACCUGUCUUCUAUGUUGCUAGCCGAGGACACCACGCUGACAUAGGAGGCAUCACUCCUGGUUCAAUGCCACCACAUUCCACUUCCAUAGAUCAAGAAGGAGCUGUUUUCAAAUCUUUCAAACUUGUUUCUGGAGGAAAAUUUCAAGAGAAAGUGCACUGAAGUCAGGAUCCUGCUUUGAAGAGGAUUAGAGGCAUUGAACUGGUGUUGGAGUUGAUUGACUAUUAUUCCUUAAGAGUGGUACAGGCCUAUAUGAAACACAUUCAGAAAAAUGCUGAAAUUGCUGUCAGUGAUAUGCUUCAUUCUAUUGCCAAAGAGACAAGAAAACGUACUGGAAGCACUCAGCUGUUUGCUGAGGACUUUAUGGAUGAUGGGUCAUGUAUUCGACUGCGAGUUAAUAUAAAUGAGAGCAAGGGGACAGCAGUAUUUGACUUCACUGGCACAACACACCAGGUACAUGGCAACUGUAAUGCUCCCCGGGCCAUAACACUAUCAGCACUCAUCUACUGUCUCCGCUGUAUGGUUGGUCAUAACAUUCCAUUGAAUCAGGGCUGCCUGGUACCAGUGAAGACAAUCAUACCCAAAGGUAGUAUUCUUGACCCAUCAGAAACAGCUGCAGUUGUUGGUGGUAAUGUCCUCACCUCCCAGAGAAUUGUAGAUGUCAUUCUAAAAGCUUUUCAAAUAUGUGCUGCUUCUCAGGGUUGUAUGAACAACAUAACGUUUGGAGACCAAGACAUAGGGUACUACGAAACAAUUGCUGGAGGUGCUGGGGCUGGUCCAGGCUGGAAUGGUCGAAGUGGAAUCCACACCCAUAUGACUAACACAAGGAUUACUGAUCCAGAGAUUCUAGAACGUAGAUAUCCUGUUGUAUUACAGAACUUUUCUUUAAGUCCUGGGACUGGAGGAGCUGGAAAAUUCAGAGGUGGCGAUGGCAUCACAAGAGAACUUUUAUUCCGCAAAGACAUUCAGGUGUCAGUUCUGACUGAAAGGCGAGUUUACCACCCCUAUGGACUGAAAGGAGGUCAGCCAGGUCAGCGAGGAAGUAACUUAUUGUUUUAUAAAGAUGGUCGAGUUGUAAAUCUUGGUGGCAAGACAUCUGUCCAUGUGACAGCAGGAGAUAUGUUGAGCAUAGUGACACCUGGUGGUGGAGGAUAUGGUGUGCCUUUAAGUGAUUCUGUACAGUCCCAUAAUAUUUCAAGCAGACAUGGUUGUGGUAAUGAGAAUGAAGAUAAUGAAGUUGCAAAGAAGAAACUUUGUAAAGGACAGCAAUAUGCAACAAAGGGGAGUGUUUAUAACUAUAAACUUGCCCAAGAGUCUGCAUAAUUCUUUCUGUGCAUUUGAAUUGUAUUAAUAAAAUUCUUGUUAUUAUUGUUAUCAA